Molecule: messenger RNA, 1383 nt
Organism: Drosophila ficusphila
Lineage: Eukaryota; Metazoa; Arthropoda; Insecta; Diptera; Drosophilidae
Product: gustatory receptor for sugar taste 64e
Exons: 9
Coding region: 1-1383 (460 amino acids)
Biological process (GO): sensory perception of sweet taste; detection of chemical stimulus involved in sensory perception of taste
Cellular component (GO): membrane
Molecular function (GO): sweet taste receptor activity
Source: RefSeq, a predicted model, not a curated record
AUGGCCAGGACCACUGGAGAUCCCGCCAAACGGCGAAGGUGCAUUGCCCGCAUCAAAUUCUGGCGGAGAUCACGAGUGAGCAGCGAUGUCACCUUGGGAAUUGUUAAAUACAGAGUGGUCUCCAAGCCCUCAAGGCACUUUAGAUUUUCUUUCAUUAGGGCUUGGCUUCAUCGAAUCAAAAUCGAGGAUAACAAGUAUAGUGGCUCAUUUCAAGAAGCCAUUAAGCCAGUCCUUAUUAUAGCCCAGAUUUUUGCACUGAUGCCAGUUCGUGGAGUGAGUUCCAAGUUCUCGGAAGAUCUGACCUUCACCUGGUUCAGUGCUCGAACGUAUUACGCCUUGGUGACGAUCCUCUGUUUUGGAGUAACUUCUGGUUACCUGGUGGCCUACGUGACAAAUGUGUCGUUCAAUUUCGAUUCGGUGGAGACUCUGGUAUUUUAUUUAUCCAUAUUCUUGAUUUCGUCAGCCUUCUUGCAACUGGCCAGAAAGUGGCCUGCAAUCGCCCAGGAGUGGCAGUUGGUUGAGGCCAAGUUGCCUCCAAUUAAACUGCCUAAGAAGCGCAGAUAUUUGGCACAGCACAUCAAGAUCAUCACCAUUGUGGCCACCACUUGCUCCUUGGUGGAACACAUUAUGAGCAUGUUGUCCAUGGGCUACUAUGUAAACUCCUGCCCUCGAUGGCCGGGACUUUCCUUCGACAGUUUCCUGUACUUGAACUUCUCCUCGGUGUUCUACUUUGUUGACUACACCCGUUUCCUUGGGCUCUUGGGAAAAGUGAUCAAUGUCUUGAGCACCUUCGCCUGGAACUUCAACGACAUCUUCGUGAUGGCUGUAAGUGUGGCUUUAGCUGCUCGUUUCCGGCAAUUAAAUGACUACAUGAUGAGGGAGGCCAAAUUGCCCACCUCGGUGGACUAUUGGAUGCAGUGCAGGAUUAACUUCAGGAACCUUUGCAAGCUGUGUGAGGAAGUGGACGAUGCCAUAUCCACUAUUACUUUGCUCUGUUUCAGCAACAAUCUCUACUUUAUUUGUGGCAAAAUCCUCAAGAGCAUGCAAGCAAAACCUUCUGUAUUUCAUACCCUGUACUUCUGGUUCUCCCUCACCUAUUUACUUGGUCGUACUCUCAUUUUGUCGCUAUAUAGCUCCAGUAUCAAUGAUGAAUCUAAAAGACCGCUGGUCAUUUUUCGCUUGGUGCCCAGGGAAUAUUGGUGCGACGAGCUCAAACGCUUUUCGGAGGAGGUUCAGAUGGACAAUGUGGCUCUGACUGGCAUGAAGUUCUUUCGACUCACUCGCGGCGUGGUAAUUUCGGUGGCUGGCACAAUAGUGACCUACGAACUAAUUUUGCUGCAGUUCAAUGGCGAGGAAAAGGUGGCCGGCUGUUUUGAAAACUGA